AUGCCCAAUUCGUUCAGGAACAAAGCAACGUCGGUUUGGAUGCCCUUGUUGUCGGAGAUCACAAACACAUCUCCGCCGUCCUGGACAAACUGGAGCAGCGUCUCUGUUGGGACGAGGUCUCUGGACGUGGUUGGCAGCACCAGAAUGUUCUGGUACCGUCUGAAUCCGUUGGUGAACAAAUCUGGCGACGGGGAGUCUGGACCCACCAGGCCCAGCUCCAGGUCGAAGUUUUUGCUCUCCAGCGUCUGGAAAAGCUUGGAAUACUGCGUGGUGAACUCGGGCAGUCGCGAAUCGUACAGCACGAGCGUCCUGCUGUCUGCCAACGCCGACGAGACGGCCAAUGCCAAUGGGGUCAGAAGAAACAAGAGAAAAAACAUGAACAAAAAAAAACGUGUUCGCGUGGCAGGUUACAAUUGGACUAACGCGUGUCAGCACCUGGAGAAGAUGUUGGACGAGAUCGAGAGCAGAAUGGAGGAGUUGGAAAAGAGUGGCAACAACACAACAGAAACCGUUGAGGAGCCGGUUUCUAAUGCCAAUGAAGUGCCCCAGCCACAAGAGAACGAAAAACAGCCCGCUGCUGAGUGA
Messenger RNA from Ogataea philodendri, 585 nucleotides. RefSeq lists its product as uncharacterized. The record is from RefSeq and is a predicted model, not a curated record. Lineage: Eukaryota; Fungi; Ascomycota; Pichiomycetes; Pichiales; Pichiaceae. The coding region runs from base 1 to 585 and encodes 194 amino acids. The transcript has 2 exons.